Messenger RNA from Lycium barbarum (goji berry), 1071 nucleotides. Its product is annotated as protein REDOX 2-like. NCBI's taxonomy places the organism in Eukaryota, Viridiplantae, Streptophyta, Magnoliopsida, Solanales, Solanaceae. The transcript has 2 exons. The record is from RefSeq and is a predicted model, not a curated record. Gene Ontology annotation, molecular function: aldose reductase (NADPH) activity. Gene Ontology annotation, cellular component: cytosol. Bases 562 to 963 code for a protein of 133 amino acids.
UGAGAAUCAGACAAUCGACUCCAACUUAUUUGGAAAUGAGGCACAUAAAUAGUUAUUGUACAUUUUCUUCACCACGGUGUACUGUACUUAACAUGUCAGCUACUCCCUCUGUUCCAAAAAGAUCGUUUUCCUUUUCUUUUUAGUCUGUCCCAAAAAAAUUGUCACCUUUCUAUAUUUAGAAACAAUUUAACUUUAUGAGAUGAUUUGCUGCCACACAAAUAUCUAACGCUUAUUUUGGACCACACAUUUCAAAAUUCUUCCUUUAUUUUUUAAACUUUAUGCCAAAUCAAAAGAGGACAAUCUUUUUAGGACGGAAAGAAUACUAUUUUUAGUAGGUUUCAAAUUAACACUUGUCGAAUCAAGAAAUUAAAUAACUCAACGUCACUACGUUCGAACCAAGAAAUGAAAAAACAAAGUCGUAUGAAUUAAGUUUACUUGUAAUGACUUUAUUUAUGCUUCAUGAAACGUUUUCAAUCAUUUUGAAGUGUAUUUUCAGUAUAAAUUAACAUCAGUCAAAAAAUGACAAAGAUUAGAGAAAUGAUUAAUUAAUGACAGGUGGAAAUGCAUGUUGCAUGGAGGCAAGAAAAGAUGUUAGAGUUUUGCAGGGAAAAGGAAAUACUUGUAAGUGCAUGGUCUCCACUUGGAGCUAAUGGGAUACCUGUCCGGGGCAAUCAUGCUGUAAUGCAAAGCCCUGUUCUAAAAGACAUUGCUAUUCAUAAACAAAAGAGCAUUGCACAGGUUGCAUUGAGGUGGGUAUAUGAGCAAGGAGUUAGUGUAUUAGUGAAGAGUUUUAACAAGGAUAGGAUGAAAGAGAACCUUCAAAUUUUGGAUUGGGAACUAAGCAAUGAAGAAAUCGCGCGGAUACAAGAAAUUCCUCAAUGCAGGGGAUUCAAAGCUGAGGUUUUUGUUCAUCCAGACGGACCAUACAAAUCAAUAGAGGAAUUCUGGGAUGGCGAACUAUAAAUGUUACUGCUACUCAUUCCGUUUUGCAAUUUUUUUCAUUGUUUAUGUAGGUGUUCAAGAAAAAUCAACUCAUGAUUUUUCAACUUAAUAAGUCGACAUGAUUUCUCA